Molecule: messenger RNA, 470 nt
Organism: Racocetra persica
Lineage: Eukaryota; Fungi; Glomeromycota; Glomeromycetes; Diversisporales; Gigasporaceae
Source: the annotation of a GenBank genome assembly
GGGAAAAUGAAAAAUGUUGCUACACAAUUCGGGCUGGCCUUAAAAGGGCAACGUUUGUACUUCUAGAAGAACCUGUGAUUGAUGAAAUAGUGAUUGAAGAAUAUGAUGAUGAAAGAAGAAACCGAUUAGUAGAUAUCAGAAAUGAACACAACGAAGAACACAUACCUGAUAUUCAAAUAGUGAAUGAAGAUCUGAAAGGUUACAGGCACAAAUUUGAUUGUAUUGAUAAAACCAUUAAAGUAAAUGAUAAUGAAGACUCAAAAUGCGAAAUUAAUAAAAAGUACUGCAAUGUACCUGAUGAUGAAAAAAGAGCGAUUGUUGGGAUAGACAACCAUCAGUGGGAUGAAUUGAAGAUUGAGAUCGAUCAAAUGUUGCUAACCUUGAGGAAUAAUAUUGACAGUGGAAGUAGCACUGUAAAGGAUAAAUAUAAAGCACCUAUUAGUUAUCAAAUGCUUAUGUGUGGCAUAUAG